This is a messenger RNA of Pararge aegeria (speckled wood butterfly), 656 nucleotides long. Its product is annotated as skin secretory protein xP2-like. The transcript has 2 exons. Bases 54 to 614 code for a protein of 186 amino acids. Lineage: Eukaryota; Metazoa; Arthropoda; Insecta; Lepidoptera; Nymphalidae. The record is from RefSeq and is a predicted model, not a curated record.
CCGCAAUAUAGGCCAACGUUCCGACUGCGUCCUCACAUACGACGCGCCUCGAAAUGAACUGCAUUAUACUGAUCUGCGUAUUUUCUGUGCUGCAGCAAGCAUUGUCACAAUGCCUGCCUCCACCAGCGAUAGACCUGCUUCUCCCCGCGUGCCCACCUGCAGCGAACUUACCCGCGUUGACUCCAGUGCUAGCUUCCACACUGUCAGCAUCCAUCGCGGCUACUCUACCCCCACUGCUAGAAGCAGCGUUACCGACUGUAUUGACAUCAGCUUUGACGGCCGCAGCGCCUUUGUUGGGUGCGGCUCCGUUGCCCUGUCCAGCAGCUCCGUUAGUGUUACCAGCGGCCCCUUGUGCGUUGCCAGCGACCCCUUGCGCGUUGCCAGCGGCCCCAUGUGCUCCAGCUCCAAUUUCUUUUGCGUUAGCUGCCCCAGCACCUUGUGCUUGCCCCGCCCCAAUAACUUAUGCUUGCGCUGCCCCAACGCCUUGUGCUUGCGCUGCCCCAGCACCAGCCCCAUUGGUCUACGCUGCCCCAGCGCCGACACCUUGUUACGCUGCUCCAGCCCCUACGUGCUACGCAUCAGCAGCACCGACUUGCCUAUCUAUAUGUCUAUAAGCACUAUUCGUUUUGUUUGAAAAAUAAAUGUUCCGAACUCAU